AUGGCGUCUUCCGGAACCCCAACUCCUUUCAUGGGAUCGGGUAUAAAACAAGAUCUACACUUAUUAUUCAACAAGUUCUCAUCUACCGAAUCUAAAAGCAUCCGAGCAUUUGCCGAAAUUUUCCGGGAGACACGUUUUGACACCAUUUUCCAUUAUCGAGUAAACCCAGCGGAACAUCUGGAAUUUAGCGAGUACCUCCUCCAGAAUGCAGCUCUAUAUUUUGAAAGCAAAAAUGAAAUUGGUGUGCCGAGAACAUUAGAAGAUCGAUUAUUUGGGAUAUACCUCUGUUAUGCGCUGUACAAUGUUCAACCUAUAGAUCACAUUUGCCAGAUACCAAUAACUGGAACACAGUUCGAAGAGCUCCUCAAACUGCAAAAAGAAUUAGUAUCUAGAAAACUUCUCCAACCCGUGGCUGCCAUCAAAAAUCUCCUACUAAAGAAAGCGUUCCGGUUAACUAUCUUCCAAUCAACUUAUGAUCCAGUUACACACAAGAAAUACCUAUACGAAGAAGAUGUUCUAAAUUAUAGCAGGAAACCAAUUGAACCAUUUGCAAGAGUAGCAGCGUUGAAAAAUCAGAAAUUGUUCGGCGAGAUCGUACUGAUGCACAAUGUUUAUACCAAGGCAAAACAUGAUCUUGGUUUAACCGAUAUACAGUUAGUGGAAAAAGUCGAUCCGACCUUGGAACUGCAGAAAAGUCUAGAAAGACAUCAGAAAGAGCUCGAAGCGGUGCAAAAUGGAACUGCACUACCGACAACGAGUAACACGCAAGCAGAAACAACAGCAGGAACCAGUAGAUCAGAAUUGAGAACUAAAGCAUAUUCUGCUGGAUUGAAGCAUACUAGACAGCGAAGGUAUCUCGACCCAAACAUGCAAGAAAAUUUCAAGCAUCUCACAUUUGGACAAAUCGCUCAACAAUGCUUGGAUGAAGAGCCCGGUCCAUCUACGGAGUACGUGAAUCCUGUCGAUUUUUGUGUUUCUAGUUAUACAUAUUCUAACCUCAGGAUUCCCAAUCGCCAUUUGAAAAAUAAGAAGAAACGUAGAGCAAGUGUAGAACCGAUCGAACAAAUGGAUGAACAUGAUCUGGCUGAGCAGGUUCUUCGUGAAGAGUAUGCAUCCAGAGUUAAACCUGAAUCCGACGGAGAAGAAGAACAGAUGCUUGGCAUGAAAAUUGGUAAGCUGGGAACCUCUGGUGUAGCCAAAAUUCGAGCCCCCAAGCGGAAGAACGGAAAAUUGAUAACAGUCAAAUCUGAACAUGUAGCCGACGAUCGAACGGAUAUGACUGCUUCACAAAUUAGUGCAUCGUUCAAAUCUCCUGAAAAGAAGAAGGCUAAUGUACGGAAGGAAGUGAAGCCACCUAGAAUUAGCGACGAAUGGGCGAAUAAGCUUCAUGUCUGGCACGGACAAGUCGAGGCGACAGAUAAACAGCUUAAAAAGCUGACAAGUCAGAUAAAACUCGAAGAGGUAGAUGAAGACGAACAUUAG
Messenger RNA from Caenorhabditis briggsae, 1482 nucleotides. Gene Ontology annotation, biological process: snRNA transcription by RNA polymerase II; snRNA transcription by RNA polymerase III. The record is from RefSeq and is a predicted model, not a curated record. Gene Ontology annotation, molecular function: sequence-specific DNA binding. Lineage: Eukaryota; Metazoa; Nematoda; Chromadorea; Rhabditida; Rhabditidae. Bases 1 to 1482 code for a protein of 493 amino acids. Gene Ontology annotation, cellular component: snRNA-activating protein complex. The transcript is spliced from 10 exons.